Molecule: messenger RNA, 4194 nt
Organism: Spirodela intermedia
Lineage: Eukaryota; Viridiplantae; Streptophyta; Magnoliopsida; Alismatales; Araceae
Source: the annotation of a GenBank genome assembly
AUGCACAGAUCGGGGGUAGUGAUGGCGUGGAAUGUAUUCAAGUUCUGUACCGUCCUGCGUGGGCUGGGGUCUAUCAUGAUCUUUCUUGUCCUUGGAAUCAUCGGCCUCUCGUACUACGCCAUCGUGCUUACUAAUUAUGGCCCGGCCUUGUAUAGUGGCGUACUCGGAGAGGCUGCCGUCGCCCUUGCCAUCUUGGUCCUCUUCCAUUGCUUGGUGCGUUUCUUUAAUUUUCUCUUGUCGUCCUCUCAUUUUAGAACUGAUAUCCUAUUUGAGAUGGAUGUCCCGAGAAUUCGGUGAUGAGAUGAUCCAACCUGUGGUCUUUUCUCUUCAGGUUUUUUAUAUAAGAGGAUAUUGUUCCUUUUAGAAGGAAAUAACUCGACGUUUUUUAUGCUUUAGUUCUCUGUUGAUGAUUAACGAAUAAUGUGGAAAUAGAUUCCGUGGUCCAUUAUCUGGGAGUAACUUAUUUUAUGUCACCAAUGAAAGAUAUUGAAACCUGUAAAAAAUUAAUUAAACAGAAAAUAUUCUAUGCUGUUCCUGUUUUGCUUUUUAGGGCUUAAAAUCCACUAUUAGAGCAUAUAUAAAUACAUUAAGGAUAGUUGAAAAAGAUCACGACCCAUGGUUAACACAUCUUAAUUCACAAAAUCAGGGUACAGACCCUUUCCUGUGUCACCAAGACUGGUAUGUUAAAAUAGUAGAUCACAAGACUGUAGAAAUCCAGAAGCGAGGAGAUUUUCUAAUGGAAAUGGCAUAGUUUCUUGCACUUUAAGGAUCAACCGGAAUUCUGUGAUGUUUUUUAGCCUGCAGCACAUGGUUUCCCAUACAAAAAUUCUCUCGUGAAGAUGAUUUCUCGCACCUCCCCCAUUCCCUUCUGGAUGAUUUCUAUAUUUCUCUCCUUCCAUCAUUCCCAAUAAUUUCCGAUAGCAUCUAGAGCUGCCAUCUACCUCUAAUUCUCUGAAUCCUUUGAAAAUUGUGCGACAAUUUUUUUCAAAGCACCUCAUGAUUUUCUUUAUAUGGACAUUGAACUAGUAAUCAAGACAUGAUCAAUUGUUCAUGUGCAGAUUCUACGAAAUAAGCAUGUAGUGUCUUUGCCUUUUUCUGAAUUUUGUAAAAAAAAACUACUCUUUUGUUCUCGGAUUGAUCUUAUUCAUGCAUUUCUUUACUACAAGCGACAUGUCUAGACUAGUGGUUCUCAAGGGUGUAAUCUUUUCGUUUGCUAAUAUCAUUUAAUCUGAUAAGAUGGAUCUUUUUUUUUUCAGUUGGUUAUGCUUCUGUGGAGCUACUUUUCCGUGGUUUUAACUGACCCAGGCAGUGUCCCACCGAAUUGGAGACCUGUUGUGGACGAGGAGAAAGCAGACACAAUUCCAUUGACAGUCCCUGACUUGGGCAGUCCGAUUCUAAGCUCGCAGUCUGUAUCUCUUGCUGAUACAUCAAACCCAAGAGUUAGAUACUGCAGGAAAUGCAACAAUUUGAAACCGCCCCGUUGUCACCAUUGCUCAGUUUGUGAGUGCAUAUAUUAUGAUUUUUUUGCGAAACCCUUCAUAUUUUUUUUAAAAUGUUCCCUUGUUGAUAUUCAUUUUUUUAAUACCAUAGUCCUUUUUUUUAGGUGGAAGAUGUGUGCUUAAAAUGGACCAUCACUGUGUCUGGGUCGUCAAUUGCGUUGGGGCAUUAAAUUAUAAGUUCUUUCUUCUAUUCCUGGUACGUUCAUUGAAUGUUGCAUCAUUUUUCUGUUUGCUGAAAUGUAUUUGGUCGGCAUGCUUCCUUAUAAUCCCCUCUUCCUGCGCCCUGCGUAUCUCUGACAUCUUGGGUAAUAGGUAAUUUAUUAUGUUGACACGACCGUAAAUUCAUUGAUUUAUAUGAUUCUUAAAAAUUACCCAUCAGUUUAAAGCCUGUGCAGUCUUAGGAAAAUACUUAAAUAAAAUCUAUUCAUUAUUAAAAAGUGUCAGCGUUGGACACGUAAUAUGACUGCGUCUAUUCAUCGUGGAGUACGAGUUUAGGUGCCGCUACACAUGUGAUCGGUUGGUAGGCACCUUGUGCAUCUCAGAGCUUGUUUCAGAAAUUUUUUUCUUCGCUUACACUUGUAGAUGCCAAAUAGUCUCGGUAAAUGUUUCUCUUAGAAAUCCAUUCUUAUUAUAAAGGUUGAUGGCAAAGGUAUUGAUGUGUAGAUUGGGAGAGAAUUUUAGCUGCACUGUCUUAAUUUGGCUUGUUUCUGCUUCAUCAGAAAAUUAAGAUGUUGAGCCACAUGAUUUGUGAACAGUUGUCUUUGGCAGAUAGCUUUCCAUACAGAAUCUUGGCGAUUCUUCUUGCCACUACACGAACAUUAUUCUAUAAUGACGGCAAUAAUAUCCGAACCCGUGUAUCAUUUAGUGGUGCAGCCACUUGCUGAAUACUUAUCUAAUAAUGUGACCGAAAAAAUUUCUUCCUGUUAACCUGAAGCAUACAGUUAAAGAUGUCCACCAUACUGUAUCUAAAUGAACGAUCAUGACCAAGUAAUUCAGGAAUCUGCAGUUUGCUGGUUUAUUUGCAAAUCCUAGACAUGGCUGACUCAUGUGGAAAGGUGAAAAAAAUUAAGAAACUAGGAAGUGAUAUUCUUGUGCUCAUUCUUAUGUGGAAAUGGGCAUUUUUAUUUAUGGAAUGAAAAUAAUAUAUAUGAACAGAGCCUUUCGUAAGGUAGAAUGCACAACAGACCUUACUGUCUUUGAAGUAUAUUCUACGUAGCUUCCAAGUAAAGCUAUGAAUCUACCGCAUAGAACCAUGGGAUAGCCAUGGACUUCGCAGACAAGAAGAGAGGGCGAUGAGAUGAUAGAUGGAUCUCCAUGCAAAUAGAGGUAUAUGGGUAUUUCUGUUCAAAAGACUGCUGUCACCGUCUUUGGUUUCAAGAUCCUGUGAAAACUUAACAUUGACCCAAGACAAUAUGGUUGGAUUACUUCAUGCUGCCUAAGGUCUUGGCAGAGAUAUUUCACGAAAUCCUUGCACCGUCCAUGCAGUGUGUUGGUAGAUCCCGCUUCUCAGAUCUUCACACCAUGAGUAACCGGCCUUGUAAACUUAAGUUUCUUAGCUAAUUUUUUUUAUAAAUACAUGAUUAUCAUAAUGUUGUGGUUCGAUCUCCUUAAACACUUCUGCAUCUAGAACUGUGCUUACAUUUUGAAAAAUGACCAGAUCUUCCGUAUUCCUUGUUGUGUAUUUCUGCUCGUUAAACACCCGAUAUGAUCCUCAUUAAUAACCACAAUGACCUUGUAGAAUGACAUAUGGAUGUUGUGUUGUUCCUUGUUGUGCCUGCAGUUGUAUGCUUUUCUCGAGACAACUCUGGUAACCUUGUCGCUGCUGCCUCACUUCAUUGCGUUCUUUAAUGAUGGGGUGAUUCCUGGAUCACCUGGAACACUUGCCACCACUUUCAUAGCAUUCGGUAAAACAACUUUAUGAUUAUUAUACAAAUAAACUUGUGAUUAUAAAGACGGGUUCUACUUCAUUGACAGCCAACUGGUUUUGAGUUGGAUGGCUCCAUUUAUUCUAACAUAGUAUCAGAGCCAGUGGUUUCUCUUGGGCUGAUAGCAUCCCAUUCACGUUUUCCUCAUAAGAAUGGUCUCAUGUAGGUUACUAUCGAAAUAAAAAAAUCUAAGAUUACAAAAAGGCUUUCCUCUCGUGGCUAUCGAGUUGAAUGGCUCGCUAAUUCUUGCAACCUUCUUGUUUACGAGCCACCAUAUUGCUAGAAUAUCUUAAGCAUGCAGCCUGACUGUUUCAUUCUCGUGUGCCCAGUGUUGAACUUGGCUUUUUCGCUGAGUCUUCUCGGGUUCAUGAUGAUGCAUUUUUCUUUGGUCUCGGGUAACACCACCACCAUUGAGGCAAGUCUCUGGCUCCUGCUUCCUCUCAUACUCGUUCCAUACCUGGAGCCCAAUACUAAAAGCUUUCCAUCGAAAUCCCCAGGCAUAUGAGAAGAAAACGGCCCCAAAAUGGCGCUAUGAUCUUGGCAGAAAGAAGAACUUUGAACAGGUCUGUGCUCAUCUGCCUCCUGCCAUUUUCCUCUCAUUCGAAUCCGCCUAGGCUUACCACGAGUUGCGUUGAGAAACGCAGGUGUUUGGAGCCGACAAGAGAUACUGGUUCGUCCCCUCCUACUCAGAGGAGGAUCUGAGAAGGAUGCCCGCCCUUCAGGGCCUGGACUUUCCUUCCAGGCCCAACUCGGGCGCCCAGGAGCUCUGA